Molecule: messenger RNA, 957 nt
Organism: Verticillium dahliae VdLs.17
Lineage: Eukaryota; Fungi; Ascomycota; Sordariomycetes; Glomerellales; Plectosphaerellaceae
Product: major facilitator superfamily domain-containing protein
Exons: 1
Coding region: 1-957 (318 amino acids)
Biological process (GO): molybdate ion transport
Cellular component (GO): membrane
Molecular function (GO): molybdate ion transmembrane transporter activity
Source: RefSeq, a predicted model, not a curated record
AUGGUCUUCGACAAUAUCAUCGUUCUCUUCCUCGGUCGACUCAGCGGCGGCAUUUCCACGACUCUGCUCUACAGCGUAUUCGAAGCUUGGCUCAUCACCGAGUACCACCAACGCGAUCUCGCUCGCUCUCAAUUGAAGCUGGGCACCGUUUUCGGCAACAUGACCACACUGAGUUCGAUUGUUGCCAUCGCGUCAGGGGUUCUCGGCGAUGCACUGGUUUCUCGAUUCGACGGAGCGCGCGUCUGGCCUUUCCUGGCGGCCGCUAUGAGUGCCGCAGCGGCUGCUGUCCUGAUCCUCAAGACGUGGCCAGAGAAUUACGGAACAAGCAACAGCAGGGAGGGUGCCGGACAGACGACGUCCCUGGCGGACAUGCGCAGUGGUAUUCGGACCAUCCUCGGCGAUAAGCGCAUCUGGGGGCUGGGCCUCACGUCGACCUUCUUCGAGGGUACCAUGUACCUCUUCGUCUUCUUCUGGUCGGCCGCACUCAAGAGUGCGAGGACAAAGGCAGGCUCCGACGAGGAGUUGCCAUUCGGACUGAUCUUCUCGAGCUUCAUGUGUGCCAUGAUGGCCGGAUCAGCCUUAUUCUCGCUGGCCACGCCAACACAUACGAAGGAGUCGUCGUCGGGCAUGCUCAUGAUGACGGUGCUGGCGACGAGCUGCUGUCUUUCGGCAGCCGUGCUGCUCGAGAACGAGCAGGUCUUGUUCUGGACGCUCUGCGUGAUGGAGAUGUGCAUCGGCGCAUACUUCCCUAGCAUGUCGUACCUGAAGAGCGAGGUCGUGGAGGACGGCGUCAGGGGAAGGGUGUACAGCAUUCUGAGGCUCCCACUCAAUCUAUUCGUGGUUGUGGCACACAGCCUCGACCAGGAGGGCGACGGGCACAGGAACCAUGUCUUUUUGACGUGCGCAGCCCUGUUAAUGCUCUCAUUCUUCAUCGUCAAGCGGUCUUUUUCUUCGUGA